This is a messenger RNA of Talaromyces marneffei, 1641 nucleotides long. RefSeq lists its product as uncharacterized. The transcript is spliced from 2 exons. Gene Ontology annotation, molecular function: transmembrane transporter activity. Gene Ontology annotation, biological process: transmembrane transport. The record is from RefSeq and is a predicted model, not a curated record. Lineage: Eukaryota; Fungi; Ascomycota; Eurotiomycetes; Eurotiales; Trichocomaceae. Bases 1 to 1641 code for a protein of 546 amino acids.
AUGAAGCCAGACGAGCUGGUCACAGCUGAAAUCGCCGCCCAAAGUCCCCCUCGAAGGGGAUGGCGUUUCUGGGCCAUCAUGACCUCCAUGGCAGUCGCAAGUCUUCUGGCAGGCUUAGACGCCACAUCCGUCUCAACAGCAAUGCCAUCAAUAAUAUACGAUCUUGGAACUAGUCAAGGCUACAUGUGGAUUGCCAACGCUUAUCUUCUCACAACCGCUGCUUUUACUCCAAUCUUUGGUCAGACUGCCAACAUCUUUGGCCGUCGAGCUCUCACACUUUUUGCCAUAAUCAUCUUUGCUAUUGGGUCCGCUAUCGCUGGACCUGCUCCAUCCCUUGGUGCUCUUGUCGCUGGUCGUGCCAUUCAAGGUAUUGGCUGCGGGGGGAUCAACGCUAUGGUGGAAAUGGUUGUGUGUGAUUUGGUGCCUCUACGUGAACGUGGCAAGUUUAUGGGCUUCAUCUUUGCUAUUUAUGCCAUUUCUACAACGAUCGGGCCCAUUGUUGGAGGAGCAUUUGCGAGCCGUGCCACAUGGAGGUGGAUCUUUUACUUGAAUCUUCCUUUGACUGGACUGACCCUUGUGAUGGUCCUCGUUUCACUGAGCGCCUUACCAAGUGGGUCAAGCAUGUCGAUUAGGUCACUGAAGCGAGUUGAUUUUUCAGGGAAUGUGCUGCUUGUCGCUGCCAUCACUUCGAUUCUCCUGGCUUUGACAUGGGGUGGCGGUGAACAUCCCUGGUCAUCUUGGAGAACCAUAUUACCUCUAGUCCUGGGUCUUCUUGGGUUGCCUCUGUUUCUCCUGUACGAGACUCGGGUCCCAGAACCAACCACUCCCUUGAGACUCUUCUCUAACCGAACUUCUCUCGUCGGUCUUUGGUGUGCCUUUUUACAUAACAUGCUGGUAUUCUGGAUUCUUUUCAUCCUGCCAAUCUACUUUCAAGCAGUCAUGAGAUUUUCCGCGUUCCGAUCGGGUAUCAGCAUCUUGCCAACGGCUGCCGUCUGCAUGCCCUUUACAAUAGUCAGUGGUGGGAUCAUGACGAAGAUAGGACGCUAUCGUCCCUUGCUAAUGGCCGGGUUCGUACUUUUCCCUGUUGCCCUUGGAUUAUUCACCAAACUCGAUCAAAACUCGACGACCGGUUACUGGACUGGCACUCAGGUUAUAGGAGCAGUCGCAAUUGGUGUUAUUAUCCCAGUGACUUUGCCCACUAUUCUGACCCCUCUACCUGAAAGUGACGUUGCUGUUGCUACAGCUACAUGGGCCUUUAUGCGUGGAUUUGGGACAAUAUGGGGAGUUGCCAUACCUCUGGCAAUUUUCAACUCGAAAGUAGACUCCUUAGCAGCCGUUCGCUUAUCUGAUAACUGGGAAGCCCGUACAGAGUUGUCAAACGGCGGGGCCUACACACUUGCAGCGGGUGGCUUUUUAUACCCGGUACUGGGUCUGGAAGAUGAUCCAGAUCUUGAAGCUACCAUCAAAUCCAUCUAUGUUGACAGUCUCAAGUUGUGUUGGCAGGUGGGCCUUGGAUUUGCGCUACUGGGUUUUUUGCUCACUUUCGUGGCGAAGGAGUUGCAUAUGCGUACUGAGCUGGAGACGGAGUUUGGUCUGGAAAAUGAGUUGAGUAAGAAGAAGGAUGUGCCACCUGCUGCGUAG